UCACGAUAGGCGGUAUGACCAGCGGUCACUUGCCGACUGCUUGCGUACAGCGAGUGUCGCGUGUGCUCCAACACUACAAUGAAGAACUAAAAUAAUAAUUUGUUUUUCACACAAAGGUUUAGUUUUCGAACGCCGCCGUCAACAGAGGAUAAAUAGUUGUCUAAUCGCUCGUCGCAAGCGCAUGUAAAAUGGGGAAGUUAAAUAAAGGCGUGCGCGCACGCCUCACAGAGGAGAUCUACACAUAUUGCGCUUUCUGUAUCGCCAUGUCCACGCUGCCUGCAUUAGCGAUAUCUUACGUCGUGGUCCGGAUCAGCAAGCAUCUAUGGUUGAAGCUCCUGUCCAGUAGAUAUCCUGGACUGGAGUUCAUACGCACUGACACCGUGCGCUCCCUGCUCGACACGCAUCGCAACCAAGGCAUCAUCAACGUACUACUCUCUAUUAACGGUCCUCUAAAUACGGAGCAGAUAAAGGACCACCUCAUACAGCACGUGAUAGAGAGGCGCGACAAAUCCGGCGAUCUGAUGUUCCCUCGGUUGAGGCAGCAGUUGGUGUCCUGCUGGGGCAACUACGCCUGGGACGCAAGUACUACCUUCCGACCGGAGAACCACGUCAUCAUCGCCAGCGGCGUUUACCGCGGGAGGCCCGUCACUGACAAUAAUAUCCAGGACUACGUCAGCGAGAUCGUGUCCAAGUACUUCCCGAGCGACCAGCCUCCCUGGCAGUACAUUGUCAUCCCCGUCGUUUCCAUAGAACCUAAAUACUACAUUCUAGUCCGUGUUCAUCACCUGCUGCUCACCGGAGAAAAAUCCAUCAACAUCGGGGACCUACUGAUGGUAGAACAGCAUUCUCCAAACGAGAAUAUAUCGCAAGCUGAAUAUACUCAGAGUAACCAAAGUCCUCUUGCGAAACUCUUUCCAACGCCGUCAGCUAUUCCAGAGUUAUGGUGCAAAUUGAACGAGAAUCUAUCAAAUGCUUGGAACGAGUUCAUUUCUGAAUACGAUCCCGUGGAGAGUCCUAGGGCCCUUAAAACUCUGCCUGGGGCCUUCCAUGUUGCCGGGUUGGUGCUUAUUUCUAGCGCAAGCGCGCUUAGAGAGCUCACUAAGAAGCGAUCCAAUGAAUCAAGAAAUGAUGUCCCCGUGACGGCUGCUACUCUCCUGUCUGCUAUUCGAAGGGAGUGCCAAAGAAGGAACCUUACAGUACUGAAGGUCCUAAUAUCACCCCUCGUCACAGCAGACCCAAGAAAAUGGCCCCGAAGAGCGAUCGGAACGGCAAUCACGACAACCAAAACAGCAAUAAAGUUGCCUCUACAACUACACAACGAAAUAAAGGCUCUGAGAGAAUUGAAGAAUACAGGCCAAGUGGUACACCCAAACACUUUGAUGUGGAAGUAUGGUGAAUUACUCCAGUUAUGGGUGCGAGCGAUGCUAGAAGCGUGGCGAGGUGUAGUCGCGACGUACAGAGCGCCGGCCAAGUUGUGGUCAGACACGGUCGCAGCGGACGAUGGACACAGGCACUUGCUGCAAACCGUCAAUUUAUGUGGGCGAAAGGUAGCAGCGUGGUCCCGCCCCGUGUCACGUGCGAGCAUCGAACGCGCAGCGCGAGCGCUCGGCGUCUCCUCAACAGACGUGGCUCUGUACGCCGCCACGGAAGCUCUACGAUCUUUCUUCGAGCACACGCAGUCAGGGGCCCCAGAGGUUAUACUAACUACCGCUAGAGCUGCCACAGAAGACUUCCUCUUCACUUUCGCAGAAGGACAAGGAAAGAAAUACAAGAAAUCGAUGACUGGAGGCAUGGUGUGCCUCUCGUUGCCAGUCGGUGCGACACCUCGCCGCAUCUCUUCAGUAGUAGAGCAAGCUUGCAGCAGACAGAGCGCGUUGGUCACAGUCUGGGCGGCGCAGGCGCGUUGCGGCGCCCUGACAAGAGCAGUGCCGUCCCCCUUCGCGAGACUGACAUUGAAUCUAUUAUCUAGAAGAUACGCCGUCUCGUAUGCUGAGAUAAACGCGCCGAUUAAUGCGCGAGAAAGAACCACGCUAUGGGGACAAACAGUUGAUUUCGUCGUUUAUUGGAGACCUCCACAAGCGAAUAUAAGUAUGUCUCUCACAGUGAUACAAUACGCGGAUACAGUUCGUUUGGCCGUCAUGACGGACUCCCGGCUCUCUCCCGCGCACACGGUGCCCGUCACACGUUGGCCCAACGCCAUCGACCAACUAGUCACCAAGAUCGACCAGGAGAUCGCUAGAAUCACUGCCCAAGGGAAUCUCGGAAACGUUCCUCGAAUAGUCGCGCCUGAGGAGACUCAAGAAAUGGAAGAGGAUAGUGAAGAACAAAGUGCAGUACCCUCAUCUAGUAUGCUGAGGCCGCCUUCGACUGCCGUCGUCAGCCCUCCUCCCAUGAGAAGACUAAAGACGCAUCAUUAAGUAAGAAAUGAAGCGCGUGAACAAAGUUAAUCUUUACAUGGUUGAGAGGAAAUGUAAUAAUGCAAAGUCAUUUGCGUUGCUUUGACUUUGAGGAGGCAAAGGGUCAGGUAAGAGAUAUGAAAUAAAAAUAAGAGUUGUGCGUAUAAGCCAAGAGAUUAUAAAGUAAAAUAAAUAUAAGCUCACGACUAUAUACCCAUUGGAGUAGCCAGAGGUACAGGACUAAGUGCCCGCGUUUCACCAAGCUUUAUAAAACCAAAACUGAUAGCUUGUGAACGGUAUCGUAAGAGAUUAUUUGACUGGACAAAAUAAUCCGACAAUAUUUAAUACUUCGUUUAAUAUUAAGCUCUCGAUAUGAUCUUGCCAAAUGCAACUAUUUAAUGUUAUUUUGUAAACAAUUUUACGAUAAGACAAUAAAUUAUUUUCUAAGUAA
Messenger RNA from Pectinophora gossypiella (pink bollworm), 2847 nucleotides. RefSeq lists its product as uncharacterized. Gene Ontology annotation, molecular function: diacylglycerol O-acyltransferase activity; long-chain-alcohol O-fatty-acyltransferase activity. The record is from RefSeq and is a predicted model, not a curated record. Gene Ontology annotation, cellular component: plasma membrane. Bases 189 to 2417 code for a protein of 742 amino acids. The transcript is spliced from 9 exons. NCBI's taxonomy places the organism in Eukaryota, Metazoa, Arthropoda, Insecta, Lepidoptera, Gelechiidae. Gene Ontology annotation, biological process: triglyceride biosynthetic process.